AUGCCUGCAACGCUGGAAGACCCGACUGCGCCCGUCAUCUUGCGAACGUCGGGCAACCUGCCAUACCCGCCGCCCGGUGGCCCUUUGCCUGUCGGCGUCGCUCCUCGUCAGGUGACUUUGCGAGAUCGUGUCACGGUUGCCACCGUCAUACCGUUUUCCGCCCCUAACCAAGUCCCUAUAACCCUACUGGCCUACCUUUGCGACCAGCUAGGCCGCGAGAUCGAAAAAGGCGACACCUACCCCAUCGUCGAUCCGCUUCCGCUCGACAACUUCGGUCCCUACUGGUUCGGUGUCUUCGGAGCCAUCGUCUUGCUCGGUGAGGUACACGAUGGACGCCAGAUACACGACAUGGCCCGUAACGGUUGCGAUUGGGAGAGGGAAUGCCUCGGCAGCUUCUACAUCAAGCCCAACUACCCGGGCCGCUCAAGCCAUGUGUGCAAUGGCGGCUUCUUGGUCACCGACGCAUCACGGAACCGUGGCGUCGGUCGUCUAAUGGGUGAGAUAUAUCUAGACUGGGCCCCCAAAUUGGGUUACACCUAUUCCGUCUUCAACCUCGUCUAUGAGACCAACGUUGCUUCCUGUCGAAUCUGGGAUGCACUAGGCUUCAAGCGACUUGGCCGCGUCAAAGGCUGUGGCAAUCUCAAGUCCUAUCCGGGCGAACUUGUCGAUGCCAUCAUAUAUGGUAGAGACCUCGGUCAAGACGAUGACUUUGUCUCGGAAGAACGCUUCGACAAGAUUCGCUUUUACCUCAAGAAUGGAAAGUAUCCACACGGCGCAGAUAGAGCGGAGAAGAGUCGGCUGCGUAGUGCUGCAACCCACUACAAGCUCUAUCCCGCCAGCUCAGCAGGGCCAGAACGACUGAUGCUGAAGGGCAAAGAGGUGAUUUCAGAUCCUCAGCGGCAAUACGAGAUCGCCCGCGAUGUGCACCACAAAGCCCACGGAGGCAUCAAUAAAACCACAGCUACGAUAGCCGAGUCAUUCCACUGGGUACGCAUCAAAGAAACUGUAAGCCAGGUCAUCCGCAACUGCCCGGAGUGCAGCGAGAUGAACAAAGGUCUUGCCAUCGAGAGAUUACGGACUGGACAGCCUACACGAUGGGCAACACAGCUACAACAAGAGUCGGUCGACUCUCAAACAACACCUCCGCUACCCCAACAAUUUGCACCACCUACGCCACCCCGACCACUUGAGCGAUCUAAUUCGCCCAGUACCCAGCUUCAGAUGGAGGCAGCAGCAACACACCAAGACUUCUACGACUUUAGCGGUCAACACAGCAACUUCGAUCUGCCUGUUGACCCUGCACUCAUGAAUGGCGUAACGCCUUCGCUGAACCUGGAGAAUCUACCGCCGUCACCGUUCCUCAACGCAAGCCACAAUGUUGGUCAGCCCCUGACACAAAUACCGAAUAUGGAUCUGCCAGCAACGGACGUGCCUGGACUUGACGCGCGAACGAUGGACGGUGUGACUAUGAAUGGUACCGUGGAGCGAGCGCCUACCGCCCGUGAAGAGCUCCGCCGACGAUUGACGCGAGCCGGGUACGCGAAACAAUCAAGCGCUUGA
This is a messenger RNA of Didymosphaeria variabile, 1560 nucleotides long. RefSeq names its product Protein spt10 (gene SPT10). Bases 1 to 1560 code for a protein of 519 amino acids. The record is from RefSeq and is a predicted model, not a curated record. Lineage: Eukaryota; Fungi; Ascomycota; Dothideomycetes; Pleosporales; Didymosphaeriaceae. Gene Ontology annotation, molecular function: acyltransferase activity, transferring groups other than amino-acyl groups. The transcript is spliced from 2 exons.